Messenger RNA from Anneissia japonica, 1069 nucleotides. RefSeq names its product E3 ubiquitin-protein ligase HERC2-like. The annotation marks the transcript as partial. Lineage: Eukaryota; Metazoa; Echinodermata; Crinoidea; Comatulida; Comatulidae. The transcript has 5 exons. The record is from RefSeq and is a predicted model, not a curated record.
UUUCUAGGCUUUUAGUGGAACAGCUCUUGCAGCCCUAGUGAAAGGGCUUCCUGAUGCCCUUCAUAGACAGUAUGACUAUGAAGAUCCUAUAACCAGAGGAGGUAAACACUUACUACAUAGUCCAUUCUUUAAGGUGUUAGUUGCUCUAGCAUGUGACCUGAAGCUAGACAGCCUUCAGACAUGUGCCGAGUCGCAUCGUUGGGCGUGGUUCAGGCGUUACUGCACCGCGGCACGAGUGGCCAAGUCAUUAACUGACCGGACGCCGCUGCCACCAGGCUUCAGAGAAGAAGUUAACAAGAAAAUCCAAGAGAUCAGUAUGGAAGGCAGCAGCAGUCUAAUGCAGGAACACGAGAACCACCAGAUAUUCCAACAAGGUCAAGAUCAACAGCUUCUCUUGUGGAUGAGCAGGCGGCCUGAUGACUGGAUAUUAUCAUGGGGUGGAAGUGGCACGAUCUAUGGUUGGGGUCACAAUCAUCGAGGUCAACUUGGAGGAAUUGAAGGGGCAAAGGUUAAAGUACCAAGCGCAAUAGAAUCAUUCACAGCUCUUCGACCUGUCCAGAUUGUCGGCGGAGAGCAGACGCUAUUUGCUGUCACUUCCGAUGGGAAGGUGUAUGCCACAGGAUACGGCGCAGGAGGACGACUGGGGAUUGGUGGCACCGAUUCUGUAUCGACACCGACACUUCUGGAGUCAAUUCAACAUGUGGUGAUUAAGAUGGUAGCAGUGAACUCAGGUGGAAAACAUGCUCUUGCUCUGUCAGUGGAAGGAGAGGUUUACUCUUGGGGGGAGGCGGAAGAUGGCAAGCUUGGCCAUGGCAAUAGAACGCAAUGUGACCGACCUAGAGUGAUUGAAACACUGCGUGGAAAGGAGGUUGUUAUGGUUUCAUGUGGUGGAGCACACAGCGCAUGCAUAACAUCAAAUGGAGAGCUCUACACUUGGGGAAAGGGCCGGUAUGGUAGGCUUGGCCAUGGAGAUAGUGAGGACCAGAACAGGCCUAAGCUAGUUGAAGCGCUGAAAGCGUAUCGUGUUAUAGAUGUAGCGUGUGGGAGUGGUGAUGCUCAGACCCUGUGC